Ectocarpus sp. CCAP 1310/34 is the source of this 663-nucleotide messenger RNA. Lineage: Eukaryota; Phaeophyceae; Ectocarpales; Ectocarpaceae. The record is from the annotation of a GenBank genome assembly.
GCUCGAGAAGCACGCGUGCUCGUCGGACGACGCUUGCACCAAACGGGGGCCAGGUUUGUGUUUGUGUUUGUGUUGGUGUUGGUGCGUGGAGGAAAGGAUCGGCAGCAGCACGCAGCAGCAGCAGCAGCAGCAGUGGUGGGGGUCGCAGCAGCAGCAGCCUCGUGGCGGGGAUACGGUCUCAUUUGGUGAGGCGGGAUUCGUGGUAUCCGGGAGAGUGCAGCAACUCGUGAGAUCUUCGGUCAGCUCGUCGCAUUCGCUCCAGCCGCCUCAACAGCAAGGUAGACUACGAGUUCUCGCUCAUUUGCGCGGCUACAGCAGCAGUAGCAGCGCUCGCGGGGGAUAGGGGUCAUCGCGAGAGUGUCGUGGCAGCGGCGGAACGAGCAACGAGGUUCGUCGAGGUAUUCGGCUGACGUCGGAGCUCGAGAGGCACGCGUGCUCGUCGGACGACGCUUGCACCAAACGGGGGCCAGGUUUGUGUUAUUUAUGGUCCGGUUUUCAGGAAAGGAACAACCGCACGUCGUCGGGGCAGGACGCGCGCGCCCACGCUCCAUCGGUUGGGGCCCCACGACGUUUGCCGGGCUCUCGGUCGCAGGGACGCGGCAUCGCAAUGACUAUGCCGGCUUGGCUGGUCGCACGAGGACUCGGCGGUACCAGCACCAAUAG